ACGAGCAGUCGACCAUCGUGUGUCAUUGUCAUUUUCUCUAUCUAUUGCAAUAGCGUUGUAAUGGGAAUUACGCCUACCUUUCUUUUCUUAUUGAAUUUAUUUUAGUGUACUUUUAACAUAAGAACCAUUGUCUAGUGAUAAUAUAGUUAUCUUUGAUUAUAAUUGUGUUGUGUAUAAAUUAAUUCGCGUCUUGUAAUAUUACAAAACAUAAAGUUUUAGACCCUUGACCCAGUAAAACUUAGUCAACAUGAAGAAAAAGGUUUUGUUGAUGGGCAAGAGUGGCUCAGGGAAGACGAGCAUGAGGUCCAUUAUAUUCGCCAACUACAUCGCCAGAGACACAAGAAGACUGGGUGCCACAAUUGAUGUAGAACACUCACACGUCCGCUUCCUGGGCAACUUGGUGCUGAACCUAUGGGACUGUGGUGGGCAGGAGGCAUUCAUGGAGAACUACUUCGCCUCACAGAGGGACAAUAUAUUCCGGAAUGUUGAAGUGCUCAUCUAUGUGUUUGAUGUGGAGAGCCGGGAGAUGGAGAAGGAUAUGCAUUACUAUCAGUCCUGCUUGGAAGCUAUAUUACAGAAUUCACCCGAAGCUCGGAUAUUCUGUCUCGUACACAAAAUGGACUUGGUGCCAGAGGAACAGCGCGAGGAGAUCUUCAAAGCGAGAGAGGAAGACCUGAAGAGGCUGUCCAAACCUCUCGAGUGCACCUGCUUCAGAACUAGUAUAUGGGACGAGACUUUAUACAAAGCAUGGUCGAGCAUAGUGUACAAGUUAAUACCCAACGUGAAGGCGCUAGAAUCCUCACUCAAACAGUUCGCGGAGAUCGUAGACGCUGAUGAGGUGCUUCUGUUCGAGCGAGCGACGUUCCUGGUGGUGUCGCACUGCCAGCAGCGGCCGCACCGCGACGCGCACCGCUUCGAGAAGGUCUCCAACAUCGUCAAGCAGUUCAAGCUCUCCUGCUCCAAGCUCGCCGCGCAGUUCCAGAGCAUGGAGGUCCGCAACAGCGUAUUCGCGGCAUUCAUAGACGGUUUCACAAGCAACACAUACGUCAUGGUAGAAAUGUCAGACCCGAAGAUCCCGUCAGAAGCCACGCUGAUCAACAUCAGAAACGCGCGCAAACACUUCGAAAAGCUAGAGAAAGUCUCCUCAAGUGCCCCGAGUUCAUACCAAUGAGGAACGACGGAGUUACAGAACUGUGUAGUUAAUUAUAUCGAAUGAGUGAUGUGCGAAGCACGGUGUCUUGCCAAAGCAAGGUGUAGUCCGUUUGUAAUGGCGCGAGUUUGUGGGAAUUUUGUUGAACAGAUACGUAAAAGUAUCCAGAAGACACGCUAAGUGUUUUAACCGACUUCCCUAAAAGGAUGUUUUAAAUUCGUCGGAAUCUUUUAUAUUUGCUGCGUAUCGAUCGAUCAAUCGAUCGGACCGAUCGAUUAUUUCAAUAGCCUUUUGAAAAAAAAUUAUGGUAACUAGCGUUACGUAAUUAGGAUGCAGAAUUGGUUGGAUAUCGGUUAAAUUAUAGUAUGUAUGUUAUAUGUGAAAUGCCUCGACUUUUUAAUUUUAUAUUUUAGGACAUGCAAAUAGACAAGAGUAUGAAACUACACAAUGUCUUGAAUACUAUCUAAAACAUAUGUGAGUUUUAUAUAUGUAUAUUUAAGGCGUAUUUUUUUUCUAUUAGUAAAUUCAUGCAAUUAUAAAUGCUUUUAAAGCAUAUACACACCAGAAUAUCUGCAACAUAUGAUAUAGGUAUUUGAUAAUAUAAUAACAAUGCAUAAUAUUGGCUUAUAACAGCGUAAUUUUUCUGUUAUUGUGGUUGUAUUCAGAAAUGUUCAGAAUGUAGUAGGGUCAAACGGGCAGGUAGGAUUGUAGUGGCCUUAUGUAACUCGCGUCAUAACAAAUGGACGGAGACAAUACUUAGCUAAUACAUUCGUUGGCUUUAAUAUAUUUAUGCCACUGGUGUCCGAAUACUCAAAACUUCAUAACCCCCCAAUGUCCUACACACACAAACACAGCCAAGUUUUCUGACGAAGUUUAUGAAGAAUUUAGAUAAGAAAUGUGUAUCACUACAAAAUUCUAUUCGCAGGGUUAAAUAGUGUGUAUUCGGCCACAACAGUGGUUUUUUAUGUAUAACUAAGUAUUUAAUAUACAAUUUAUGUAACGUUUUAAUAUUUUACCAUCGGUCUAAAUAUGUUUUAGUUCAAAAUUGUUCUUAGUUUAAGUUGUAAGUCGUUCUCGUUCAUUGUCUAUCAAACGCAUACAAUUGGUUUAAAAUAACUGGAAUUUUCUGAAGUUCGGUGACCUUUGCUGGUUAUUUUAUUUUUCAGGGAAAACAGAACUUUAGAAAGAUCUACUUAUUGUAAACGUGAUUUACCUAUUUAUGAUUAUGAUUCUAAUAAUAUCCGUAAUAGUGAACAAUUGGUAGUUUCAGAUAAGUUGAUUCAAAUCAAUGAGUAACAAAAACAUCACUUGUCGCAGUCGGGUAAAAACUAAUAUCAGUUUGGAUCCAAGGUCCACUUUAGUAAAUGCUGAAUAAAUCUUAGCACAGCAAACACUAGUCUCUUAUGACGUGUUUCACUAUGUUUUUCGUGAAGAACUGUGAUACUGUUACUAAUAUUGUAGCAACACAUCAUUUUUCUAACGAACUGCUCUCAUCUCGAGACAUUUAAAUUAUCAACAUCUUGGCUUACGAAAGUGUAAACUGAUAUGCGGUAAUAAAGCGUCAAUGUUCGUAAUGUGACAUUCUAGGGGCGAGUUGCACUAUACAACUAUAACGAUAACCGAACCAUUCUCAGUUGUCAAAUCGAUGAUUUGGCCAAUGGGCGGCGAGUACACGACUGGUUAUGGUUUGGUUAUCGUUAUAGUUAAAUGGUGCACCUAGGGUAAAAAAUUUCGUCUUCCGACCACUUUGCAAAAUUUUACUUGGCGGUUGUUUUCAUUCAUACAAAUAGUUUUUGUUUUUAUUUCAAUGAUUAAAAUGUCGUAUUUUUUGUUGUUGAUUAAAAGACAUUGCAAAACAAACCGGCGAGAAGUCGCAAUAUCUAUUUGAAAUAAGUGUGUUAUAUUAAAACUGAAGCUGCUUUAUCAUUUAUUUCGUAAGAGUAGGUUAUGUUACUGUGAUUGUGUAAAGGUUACAAUUUCAGUAUAUGAACGGUUUAUACGAUCUCAUUUCAUAGUUUGCAAAAGUUUUAAGGUACGUUUUGAGUUCUUGCUACGGACUGCAACUACCAACCGCACGUACCGCGAUUGCAUAAAGUAGUGCGGCUGUGGCCGACUUCAUGCAGUCGGCAGCAAGGAUUCAAAACGCACCUUUACGUAUUUCGUUUCACAAAGAAUAAUUUAAGUAAUUUUGACUCUCAUACGCUUAGCUUAGUUACUCAAAUACUCAAUAAGGUCCCGUUAAAAUAAAUGCUAUAUUUUAUUGAGCGUUUUGACGAUAAUUUACCACGCUUUAAAUUUUAGCUAAUAUUUUAACGGGAACACAAAGUUACCUUUUCAUAUACUGAAAUUGUACCUAUUAAAUAGAAUUAUUUUAUCUGUUAUUAUAUUACGUUAAGACCGUUUAUCUGAACAGUUUAUUUUGUUUGAAAGUCUAUUAGUAUUUAUUGAAAUACGGUCAGCAUAUAAGACUAAGUCUUAUUAUCCAAUAUUUUUAUGUUGCACAAUGUAUAGUCAGCAACAAUGGUUGCUGAUGUUUUUUAAACCACAAGCCUAUUAAAAGAAUUUUAUAUUUA
Helicoverpa armigera (cotton bollworm) is the source of this 3723-nucleotide messenger RNA. RefSeq names its product ras-related GTP-binding protein A (gene RagA-B). The transcript has 7 exons. Gene Ontology annotation, cellular component: lysosome; Gtr1-Gtr2 GTPase complex; nucleus. Gene Ontology annotation, biological process: negative regulation of autophagy; cellular response to starvation. Gene Ontology annotation, molecular function: GTPase activity; GTP binding. NCBI's taxonomy places the organism in Eukaryota, Metazoa, Arthropoda, Insecta, Lepidoptera, Noctuidae. Bases 248 to 1171 code for a protein of 307 amino acids. The record is from RefSeq and is a predicted model, not a curated record.